UAUGAAUAUGCUACAUAGAUCUACAUAUAUAGCUUAUGAUAUUAACCGUCAAUUAAUUUAUACCACAUACAUUUUUUUUUUACCUUUAUCUUAUGAAAUACAGACGUUACUUCAGAAAAGAAUAUGACCAGUCUAGUCAUGCAUGUUAAUCAAUGACUUUCUGCCUAUUAAGUCAUUAGUUUUCCUAGCUGAUUCAGGCAACCCAUACCAUAUGCUUUAAUAGCACAUUUGAUGCCCAUUUCUGUAAUUCUUCUUGUAAAAUUUCAGUAUCUUGUGGGUUUUUUUUUAUUGUUCUAGAUGUAUAUAUAUUAAUAAAUAUAUUAUCCAAUCAUCUGCAAAUAAUCUAACUUUUGUUCCUAUUCAACUAUUGGUAAAUCAUUUUUAUAAAUUAGAAACAGAGUGGGCCUAUGAAUGUUCCUUUGAGAACUAAAUAGUCCUCUAUAUAUGGCAUGGCUAAUGCAACCAGAAGUCAAGAGAAGCCAGAUCCAGUUAACAAUAUUCAAUGCAAGCUCUCUGGCAAAACAUUCAAAUUAAAGUAUGACUACAAUCAAGAAAAAGGGGACAAAGAAAAUAUUGAACUAACAAAAGAUGAAAGUGGCUUCAAAGUCAUUUUCCAAGUCUUAAGAGCUUCAGAUGUGAAAAUAUUUGAUCAGUCUAGACCUAUACCAACAGAGCUGGCAGAAAAACUAAAAAUUAAGACCAAGAAAUCUAAGUCAGGUUACUACAAGAUCGUCAAUGUAGAAGGAGUUGAAUUGAACUUGGAAAAGUAUUUCAAGCCUCCUACACCAUUGUCAUCAAGCGAUGAAGAGAAAUAAGGAAUAUUGACGGAAGGUCUACAUGGCAAGCAGCAACACUCACAGAAGGUCUACCUGGCAAGCAGCAACAAUCAUUAAUGGUGCAGCUACUCUACAAAAAUGACUGGCUUACAGGAAAAGUGAAAUUUGCAACUUGAGGUGAUGAAUCUCAUCAGGGUGGAUUGUGACUUUCAACUAGAAAUAUUUGAAGUUGUACUAUGUGAUCCUAUUUGAAAAUGUUGGUCAAUAGAUGGCCUCAACCUUUCCAACCAUGUGGCAUUAUGAAUAUAUAAGUUCAUGUUUUAAAUCUGUAUGAGUGGCAUGGGGUAGUUUUACUCUUCUACCUUGUUUUGAAUAUAGCUUGUAUUUGUUGUUUGUACAUAUCACCAUCAUCCUUUGCUGUAACAUGUGGUGCUUUUCACCUGUCCCACUUUACCCCACAGCUAUGUGAUCUUUCUGAUAUGGGAUGAUUUGCCCACUAUAUCUUCAUAUCACCUGAAAAUUUGGUCUUUUUGGCAUGUAAAGUAGAUGAGCUGAGUUGAAAAUGAUUGUUAAGCUUGAGUACUUGUAUUAAAAAUGGAUUUUGUAUGUACAUAUUCAUUGAAAUUUUUGUCUGAAAGUAAACAAUCAAGCAUGUUUAAUCUCUCCUCAACCUAGCCAUUAUAGAGUGUUCCUUAGUUUUGUCUACGAGGAAUUAUGAGAGAGGAUUAGAACUUUGGGCUGUCCAAUCUUAGAUUUAAAGCUGAGGGAUAUAAGAAUUUUCUUAAGUUCCUCCCCUUUGGUUCUAAUGGAUGUUUGUAUUUUGUUUUCAUAAAGAUAAACCACAAAGCACAAUUAUAAACAGUGCUGGGAAUGUAGUUUCAUUUAGUAAACAUGUCUAUACACAACUUCCUACUACUGUACCUAGUUCAUGUAUUGCAAUGAUAUAUGAUUUAAGACUGUUGAACUGUUGUAUGUCUAUGCACUAUUAUUUUUUCCCAGCAUUUAUUUUUGUUAUGUCUACAUAGAGGCUAAGACACUGUUGUAAGUAAUGAAACACUAAAUAUUUGAAUGCAAUGGUCACAGUAAGCUAAAUGUUUAUUGAUUUAUAACAAAUUAGAGAACUGAAGCUAAUUACAACAUUAAAAGUUUAUUGUUCAAAUACUAAAAUAUUGCAAUUCUUAUAUUUUUGCAUUCUAAUGGAAAAUGAUAUAAUAUUAAAAUUGAGUCUAAUCCUAUACAAAGGUUGUAAUAAAGCACUUGUUCAACAAUUAAUCUAGAUAAUAUUAUUGUUAAUGUAUUUACUUACUGAUCAAGAAAAAUAUAUAUAAAAAAAAGUUAAUCCUCUUUCAGACCUUGUGAUCUAUAGGGCAGAUGAUGUAAAGGUCAUCUGUUUCUGUGGUGCACGGUUAACUAGGUGUCAUGUGGCCAGAUGACCAAUGACCAAAACCCUUUACUUUUCCCUAACUAAUGUCAGGUACACAUUAGUGAUGGGUGGAUUCAGAGGUGCCCUAAAAAUUACGAAAUUAAAAUUCCAGUCCUCACCAUGAUUUGAAAAUGGGACACCUCAGUUCAGAAGCCAAGCCCUUUAACAUUCAGCCACUGCGCCUCAUAAGGAAAAUGUACAAGAUAGGUUAUUAAACAAAAAAUCAUUAAACACCAAAUCAUUUAGUCAGAAUUAUUUGUUUUGGGAAAAAAAAUUAUCAUUGACAGGCCUGAAUGCUCAUUUGUCAUUCUAUAAAACUUUUUUUCAACAUUUUUGCAAUGUGAAAAUAAAUGCAAGUUAUAUCAUUGGUUCCAAAACAUUGACACUAGAAAGGUUAGCAUCAAAAUAAAAUAAUUUUUCUUUUCUAAGGACACAUUUUGUAAGUCCAGACUCAAAUUUUUACUUGAAUGGUGUAAUUAAUAAAAGUUAACAAAGUGUUAGGUUAGAGUGCAGUGUGGUUUUUAAUUUAGAAUGGGUGCAAUGCGUGUUUCCAUGGUAGCGACAUCAAAAGAGAGGAACCUGGCUGAAUGUGGUGACAUGAGAGAUUUUAACAUUUUGUGUAUUUCUUUUGAGAUUAAAGUAAUUUUAAAUGCAAACCAGAAGUUCUGUGUUGAUGUAUUAGAGAUAACAAUGAGCUUCAUGUCUUAAUGCUGUGCAAAAUAAUCAGAUAGGGCUUUCCACAUGUCAAUAAUCUAAUAACUGUUGAUGGGUUUUUCCUGACAUUUUUCGUGUGUUGUUUGUAACAUUUACUUCAAUGUUAGUAUUUUUAUGCAGGCUUUUGGACUGUCAUUAUAAAGUAAACAAAAAUAUGUUAUUUAUAUAGAAUGAAUUUUGUCAAUACAGAAAAUUUUGGAAGAAUUCUGAGAUUGAUAUUUAAACUUAAUACUUGUAUCUGUUCAUAUAUUUUCUUUUUAUUACAUUUUUUUUUUAUUAAUGAUAUGUUAAAUUUUUUUGGUGUAAACUACUUAUUGAUCUAUGUAUCUACCAACAUGUCAAUAAAAAUUGCCUAGAUCUACUUUGAA
Molecule: messenger RNA, 3281 nt
Organism: Biomphalaria glabrata
Lineage: Eukaryota; Metazoa; Mollusca; Gastropoda; Planorbidae
Exons: 6
Coding region: 450-815 (121 amino acids)
Source: RefSeq, a predicted model, not a curated record